Molecule: messenger RNA, 2973 nt
Organism: Dipodomys spectabilis (banner-tailed kangaroo rat)
Lineage: Eukaryota; Metazoa; Chordata; Mammalia; Rodentia; Heteromyidae
Gene: Znf219
Product: zinc finger protein 219
Exons: 5
Coding region: 344-2521 (725 amino acids)
Biological process (GO): regulation of DNA-templated transcription
Cellular component (GO): nucleus
Molecular function (GO): DNA-binding transcription factor activity, RNA polymerase II-specific; RNA polymerase II cis-regulatory region sequence-specific DNA binding
Source: RefSeq, a predicted model, not a curated record
GAACUGUCCCCACCCACUAGUACUCACACGUAACUUUGUCAUAGGGCGCCUAUUACCACUCCCAAGGUGUCACAGGCAGAAAGGAGCAGCAGCUGGCGCCACUGCAAUGUCAGGGCAAGGCAGCCAGGCUGCGCUCUCCCCUCACUGGUACCUGGGCUUGGCUGAGCCCCGAGCAGCCGCCUUCUCUAGGGAAAGAAGCCUUCUCAAGUGGGAACAAAAAUGAGUGUGAGGCGAGCACCCAUCCUGGGCACUAUUGAAUUUGGGUGCCUCAGCACCUGUUGCCUUCAUUAGCAGCUUUCCCUCUUCUCUGCACCUCUCAGAACCAAAGAAUGUGAAGGGGUCCAUGGAGGGCUCACGUCCCCGCAUCUCUGGUGGCCACCUAGCGCCAUCGCCACCGGCGUUCGACGGUGAGCUGGAUCUUCAGCGCUACUCCAACGGGCCCAGUGUGAGCGCAGGGUCUCCUGGGAUGGGAGCAGUGGGCUGGUCUGAGAGUCGUACAGGUGAACGACGCUUCCCCUGUCCUGUGUGUGGGAAGCGCUUCCGUUUCAAUUCCAUCCUGGCUUUGCACCUGCGAGCACACCCCGGAGCCCAGGCCUUCCAGUGCCCACAUUGUGGCCAUCGUGCUGCGCAGCAGGCUUUGCUGCGCUCCCAUCUCCGAACGCACCAGCCAGAGCGCCCGGAGCGCGCCCGGAGCCCUGCUGCCCGCCUGUUGCUGGAAUUGGAGGAGCGUGCACUGCUGCGUGAGGCCCGACUGGGCAGAGCCCGAAAUUCCGGAAGCAUGCAGGCCACCUCUGCCACUGAGGGCCUGGCACAGCCUCAACUUCCUUCGUCAUCGUCUGCCUUUCGUUGCCCCUUUUGCAAAGGCAAGUUUCGAACCUCUGCAGAGCGCGAACGCCACCUGCAUAUCUUGCACAGGCCUUGGAAAUGCAGCCUGUGCAGUUUUGGCUCGAGCCAGGAGGAGGAGCUGCUGAACCACAGCCUGACGGUCCACGGGCCGCCCCCUGAUCGCCCCCUGGUGGCCACCUCUGCUGGGUCCCAGCCUCAGCCUUUGCCCCAGCCAGAACCCAGAUCUGCCCCUGAACCAGAGCCCCGGCCCAGGCCUGAGCCUGAACAUGAGGCAACUCCUGCCCCAGCUCCUGCAGCUCCAGAGGAGCCUCCAGCGCCCCCUGAGUUUCGCUGCCAAGUGUGUGGCCAGAGCUUUACACAGUCCUGGUUUCUCAAGGGCCAUAUGCGCAAGCACAAAGCCUCCUUUGAUCAUGCGUGUCCCGUAUGUGGCCGCUGCUUCAAGGAGCCUUGGUUCCUUAAGAACCAUAUGAAGGUGCAUGCCAGCAAGCUGGGUCCUCUACGUGCCCCAGGGCCUGGCUCUGGGCCUCCCCGGGCACCUCAGCCUCCAGACCUGGGUCUGUUGGCUUAUGAGCCACUGGGCCCGGCACUACUUCUGGCCCCGGCGCCCACCCCAGCUGAGCGCCGGGAGCCCCCGAGCCUCUUGGGCUACCUAAGCGUCCGAGCUGGUGAAGCCCGACCCAAUGGCGAGGGUGCUGAGCCCGGAGCUGGCCGCAGUUUCGGAAGCUUCCGCCCACUGCAGUCAGCUCUCCCUGCCCGCACUCACCGGAACCGGGCAGAGGAGCCCGAGGAGGAAGAGGAGGUGGUGGAGGCUGAAGAGGAGAACUGGGCCCGGGGCAGGUCGCUCGGCCCUCUGGCUUCACUGCAUCCGCGCCCCGGUGAGGGGCAGGGGCACUCGGCACCUGCUGGGGGGUCCCAGGCAAGAUCCACAGCCACGCAGGAAGAAAACGGGCUGCUGGCUGGAAGUACUCGGCCUGAAGGGGGCCGGGGGGCUACUGGCAAAGAUUGUCCUUUCUGUGGAAAGUCUUUCCGCUCAGCGCAUCAUCUCAAAGUGCACCUGAGGGUACACACAGGUGAGCGUCCCUACAAGUGUCCACACUGUGACUAUGCGGGCACCCAGUCUGGCUCGCUCAAGUACCACCUGCAGCGUCACCACCGAGAGCAGAGGAGUGGUGCAGGUCCUGGACCACCCCCAGAGCCACCACCCUCUUCCCAGCGGGGUUCAGCUCAGCCAUCGGGAGCCAAGUCGGCUCAGCCCCCUGCGACUUGGGUGGAAGGUGCCACGGGCCCUCGGCUUCCUUCAAGCAGCUCUGGGCCUGGGUCCCGUCGUAAGCCCACCAGCCCUGGGAGGACCCUGCGCAAUGGGCGAGGUGGUGAGGCAGAACCCCUGGACCUCUCCCUAAGGGCGGGGCCAGGGGGCGAGGCUGGGCCGGGGGGCUCCCUCCACCGUUGCCUCUUCUGCCCCUUUGCCACUGGAGCCUCUGAGCUCAUGGCCCUGCACCUACAAGUGCACCACAGCCGCAGGGCUCGAGGCCGUAGGCAGCCCCAAGCUGAUGCUUCUCCGCCCUAUACCCUAGCACCAACGGGAGAGACCCCACCCAGCCCUCCACUGGAAGGGGAGGAUAGCCCAGGGCUGUCUAGACCGGGAGAGGCGGGGCUAGGGGCACAAGAACGGUAGGGUGCCCUCUUAGGGGCAAUUAGCUUAGCGAGCUUACCCCGCCGGAGAGGGGAGCCUAGAGGUAGUUGGGUAGAACAGCCAGCAGGGGGCAUUGUGGGACUUGUAUCCCAACCCCAAGCAGACCAGAGGUGGAAGGGGCAGCAGGUGGAGGUGGGCAGGCAGUCCCCACCCAGCCCAGGGGAGUCACAGUGCCUUAGAAGUGGCAGAGGUGAGGGUCAAAGAAUGGGGUCCCAGGGCUGGCAGAGGGUUCUAUCCCUGUUGAGGAGCUGCUCUGCCAGUUUUUGCUGGUCUCUAGGAGUGAGAAUUUAUUUUUAUACAAGGGGUGGGGGUGGGGGGCACUGUACCCUUCUAGCCCCAUGAGGGGCCCUGUAGACGUUGAUAUUUUUGGUACGAUUCCUGUCAUCCCUGUUGCAGUCGUGUCCCCAAAUAAACAGGUGUCUUGAGGCACAGGG